Penicillium canariense is the source of this 1752-nucleotide messenger RNA. RefSeq lists its product as uncharacterized. Bases 1 to 1752 code for a protein of 583 amino acids. The transcript is spliced from 4 exons. NCBI's taxonomy places the organism in Eukaryota, Fungi, Ascomycota, Eurotiomycetes, Eurotiales, Aspergillaceae. The record is from RefSeq and is a predicted model, not a curated record.
AUGAGUGCGCUCAAUAUGAUACCAGAGAUAUGGUCUCUGGUUUUCCAAUUUUUAGCUACUAGGAAUGAUCUCAGAAAUGUGUGCAGUGUAUGCCGACUAUUUGAUGCAAUCGCAACCCCUUUCUUGUACCGGUCACUUAUUUUUCGCGAUGAACCUAUCAACGGACGUCACUGGUCCAAGUUUCCAGAUGAUGAAGAUGUGAAGACACAAGAUGAGGCCGAUGAUCUCUCCUUUGGCCUCUUGUGCAGACUUCUGGACGACCGCAAUGAUAUGCUACGGGUGUUUGUGCGUGAAAUUAUUUUUGAAGGAGAAUUGAACGAUACGAGAACAGUAGAUCGUGUUUGGUGCAAGCUGCAGCCGCCCAACGAUGUUCUCGCUACCUUGGUAAAUUGUCUACCAAAUUUAGAGGUCAUACACUUCGAGAGGAAGCUUCCAAUAACAGAUAGGUUUGUGAAUGCGCUUCUCAGCCAUAAGAAAUCUCCGAAGCUUCAUCUCCUGGGAGAAGAUGGCACAACUAGGGUCAACAUUAAGAUGCCCUUUGUACAGAAACUGCAUACUUCUGUGGACACCCAAGCUAGAGCUCCCAUAGACCAUCCGGAGACAGAUAGAUCCGGGUUUCACGCGUGGGAGCCGCAGAGGUUGGCUUUGCAUGAGCUUUUCAAUGCCUUUCCGAAUCUUGAAGAACUCUCAGUAUCUGUCAAUUGGCUGCGAGGAGGCUGUGCGAUGGGUGGCCGGCCCUCUCCUACGAGGAUACUAGGGCUUGAUCUAUCCGAAGAUGCAACAUUCCCUCCGCUUAAAAGCCUCUCACUGAGCGGUUAUCCUGUCCAAGAUGAUCCCGUGGAAGAUGAUGAAGUGGCUCUCUGGCGAGAUAGGUUCCCUUGGGACAGACUACACUCUCUCAGUCUUGGCGUCCAGCUACCAGAGUCUACCCCAGGGUUUUUGGAGCUAGCCACAGGAAAGGUGGCCAAUUUGAAAGAAUUUCAAAUUACUAGCUACGAUCCUUUAAGCUCGUCAGCCGAACUUGAUGCCUUUUUGUGCUCCUUUGAUACUCUGGAAAUUCUGACCGCCAAAGGAGCAGUCCCUUCAUUGACUUCGGUGAUUCAUCAAUCCAAUCUGAAGCAUAUUUGCUUACAUACGAUCGAAGACCCUGAUAGGGAAAGAGAGACUCUGGACGUUGAGCAGAUAAAAGACUUAAGUCAGCAUUGCCCCAAGCUUACAACCCUGGAAAUUGAUUUGGAUCCCAAUGGCACAUGGCCCGACGAUAUUGUCAGUGUUAUAGCAACCGGCUUCAAGAAUCUUUGCCGACUUUCCAUUCAUGUCGGACUAGGAAUUGCUCAUGUGAAAAAUGAUGAUUCAAUGGAGGAGAAGUUUGCGCGAGUUUUGACUGAGUCAAAAGCACAAGACUUUGCAAAGCGGUUCUUUGAACUCAGAGGACCGUCCGUUCUGGAGAUGAUUACGCUUAAAACGGGCGAAAAACUGCGUUGGUUUCCGCAAUGGCAUCCAAGGUAUGCCGACGCAGAAAAACACUGCGCCAAGAUAUUUGAAAUCUAUGCUCCUCUUGAAGAUAAUGACGAGCCGCGUCUCAACGAGUUGGAAAGCGACUAUGCCCGUUGGAUGAGAGGAUUAGAGGAGGGCUACAGCGGCUUUCGCUCUCUCAAUUCUAAGAAUCACUCCAACGCAGAUUCAAAGCCCCAACGGCUCAGCAGGUCUCCUCGUGUAUUUAAAGAUCCAGCUUUUCCACUUUCAACCUAG